Molecule: messenger RNA, 2000 nt
Organism: Zea mays
Lineage: Eukaryota; Viridiplantae; Streptophyta; Magnoliopsida; Poales; Poaceae
Exons: 2
Coding region: 716-1756 (346 amino acids)
Biological process (GO): protein ubiquitination
Cellular component (GO): cytoplasm
Molecular function (GO): ubiquitin protein ligase activity
Source: RefSeq, a predicted model, not a curated record
UGCCACCACCGCUGAAACUUUUAUUAGCCGAGCCGAGCGAGCGUUCGAGGGCGAGGAGGAAAUCAGGUGGGGGAAAACUUAAAAUUAGAAGUCCAGCGCAAUAAUUGAGCAGGCAGGGCCCCUCCUAAUCACUGCCCCUAAACAUGUGUGCCGGGCCGAGGCCAUGGUCGAUGCAGGGAGGAGGAUGCCGCCGCUGCCGCGGAGAUUGAUAGUACUAGUAUAAAGCAGGCGGAGACAGCCGGCCCCUCUGGCCUCGCUGCUCCCCCUUCCUCCCCGUCCCCACCCACAUGCCCUGCCUCCGCCCCGCCCCGCCCUGCCCAAGGUGAUUGAUUGAUUGGUUGGUUGGUUGGUUGCUUGCUUGCUUCGUUUCAUGCUUUCCCCUUGCUUUGCUGAGAUCCAAAAGCUGAGACUCAGCUUGUGGAUCCAUCUGUUCUGUGCGCCUACUCGUAUCUUAUCGCCGCCAGAUUGGGAGCGUAUGUGCCUGCUAUCUGUGGAUCCAUCUGUAUGUUGUUUUCCUGAUUGAAUCGUGUGUUGGAUGCCUGGUGGUUGACCUUGCUCCUAGUCUUUUGAUUUACACGAGCUUUCGACGAAGCCGCGUCUGGUCUGUCUGCUCCAUCACAAGAGCACGCAAAUGCUGAGUUCCCCCACCCCCAACAAACAAUUACUAGAGUAGCUGCAUUGGCGGGGAAAUUAAAGCGCUAGAAGCUCAGCAGCAAUGGCGGAGCAGGCGGGCGUCGGAAGGUACUGGUGCCACAUGUGCGCCGCGGCCGUUAGCCCCGCGGAGGGCGAGGUGGAGAUGAAGUGCCCGUUCUGCCACAGCGGCUUCCUCGAGGAGAUGGAGACCGCCCGCGGGGCCGCGACCGACGACGGUGACGGCGACGGCGCGGUGGCUCAGGUGCACCCCGGCGCCGACCGCCCGAGCUCCAUCUGGGCGCACGCUAUCCUCAGCACGGUCGACAGCUCCGCCCGUCGCCGCCGCAACCGGCGGCAGCAGGAGGCCGCCAGCGACGUCUACGACUGGAACGACCCCGAGUUCUCGCUGCGCCGGCGGCGCGUCACCGCGUUCCUGCGGCUCCUGCACGAGCUCCGGGACCGCCAGCUGCAGCGGCUGGAGUCCGCUGCCGGCGUCGCCCUCGAAGGCGACCAGCUGACCCCGUUCGGCCGGAGCCUCUUCAUCGGCGCAGCCGGCGGCGAGCAUGGCGUGGCGCUGGGCGACUACUUCCUCGGCCCCAGCCUCGACGCCUUGGUACAGCAGCUCGCCGAGAACGAUGCGGCGCGGCACGGAACGCCGCCGGCCAAGAAGGAGGCCGUGGAGGCAAUGCCUACCGUGGAAAUCGCCGGCGGCAACGAUGACGACGACGCGGCCAGCUGCCCGGUCUGCCUGGAGGACUACGCGCCCGGCGAGCGCGCCCGCGAGAUGCCCUGCAGGCACAGGUUCCACGGCAAUUGCAUCGUGCCGUGGCUCGAGAUGCACAGCUCCUGCCCUGUCUGCCGGUUCCAGCUGCCGGCCACCGACGACAAGAGCUCAUGCAGCGGCGGCGACGGUGGUUUCGUCAGUGUCGAUGCGGAUCGUGAAGGCAGUGACAACGGCGGGGGUGAUGGUAGGGCAAGCUCUCCGGGCAACGCCGAGCUAGCUGAAGCUGAAGAGAGUGGCAGGCGGUUGCCGCCAUCCUUGCAGUGGCUCAACAGCCUGUUCUCGCCGUCGGCGCAGUCCUCCGGUAGCGGCGGCAGCAGUUCGCAUCAUUGGGAGAACUAAGCAAUAUUGCCAUGGUUGCUGCCGCUUGAAAGCUUGGCCCGUUGGUUGGUCCCAAUGUACAUAGGAAGGAGCAGGAGCAUGCCGGGUUGGUGCCAUGUAAAAAUCUGGAGCCUUUUUUCAGUUUGGCUCAUGUUAAUGGUCUCUGAUAUGUAUCAUGGCUGUAAAAAAGAACAGAAAUGGGCAAAUGUAUGAACUUGCCGCGCUCUUGCGUGAACUGGGUGCUAAUCAUCGUCUUACUACUCAA